Heterobilharzia americana is the source of this 3045-nucleotide messenger RNA. Lineage: Eukaryota; Metazoa; Platyhelminthes; Trematoda; Strigeidida; Schistosomatidae. The record is from the annotation of a GenBank genome assembly.
ACAUUGAAUUAAUUGGAUGGCGCGUUGGUUGUCACCUUGGGGACUUGGCGUACUAAUGUCUGUCGCACCGUACUGGUGUCAAAACUAUGUUUGAAAAUCUCGGGAAGCUGGAUACAUCAUAUGUUGAUCCACACCUUUCGAAAAAAGAUACAUCUGAUCUAGUUGCAGAUGUACGGAAAUCAAGAAAGGCUGUUUUUAGGCGCACAAUUGAUUACAAUGCCUCAGCCAUCAAUUAUCUUCAGAACAGAAUUUGGAUCAACAGAGAUUCGGACCGUCCUAUGCUUCAACCAGACUACUUAUGGAGUCCUAAACUUUGCCCGCCAAGGAGCUAUAUGGACUCUCCGAUGAAUUGUGUCAUGUCGAAACCUGUCCGUACCUCCACAAACAAAAAUAAAUGUCCUAUAUACUGCGUUUGUUGGACUCCUGAGGGUAGGCGGUUAAUAACGGGCGCAUUCAGUGGUGAAUUCACGUUAUGGAACGGCUUGACAUUUAACUUCGAAACGAUCUUGCAGGCUCAUGAAUCACAAAUACGUUGUAUGAAAUGGUCUCACAAUGAAGAAUGGCUACUCACUGCUGAUCAUUCCGGAUAUGUCAAAUAUUGGCAAGCUAAUAUGAACAAUGUUGAAAUGUAUCAAGCACAUAAGGAACCAAUUCGUGGCGUAAGUUUCUGCCCAUUCGACAAUAAAUUCGUUACCUGCAGUGAUGAUUCUACUGUGCGUAUUUGGGACUUCCAUCGUUGUACAGAAGAACGCGUGCUCCGAGGUCAUGGAUCCGAUGUUCGUAGUGUAGCAUGGCAUCCUGUCCUUUCUCUUAUCAUAUCUGGUAGUAAAGAUGCACAACAACCUAUAAAAUUAUGGGAUCCAAAAACCGGUGAAUCUGUGUCCACAUUAUAUGUACAUAAAAAUACUUGUACUGAUGUUUCUUGGAAUGAUAAUGGCAACUGGUUUUUAACAGCUUCUAGAGAUCACUUGAUUAAACUAUUCGAUCUGCGUAAUCUUAAAACAGAAUUACAAACUUUUCGUGGUCAUAAACGUGAUGUAAUGCGUGUUGCAUGGCAUCCAUUCCAUGAAUGCUUAUUUGCAAGUGGUAGCGCUGAUGGAGCUAUUUUCUAUUGGCUUGCAGGAACGGAUACUGAACUUGGCGCUGUGGACAAUGCUCAUGAAAGUAUGAUUUGGAGCCUUGCAUGGCAUCCUUUUGGGCAUAUUUUAGUAUCUGGAGCUAAUGACUUUGCUACGAAAUUCUGGACACGUAAUCGUCCUGGUGAUGUUCUUAAAGAAACAAUUAGUUCAGUUGGUUCCGAAAAUCUUGCUCAAACUGCGGGUACAACAAAUUUGCUGGGUAAUACAUACUCUUUUGGAGACCAAGAAGUGAUUGACAAUUCGUUCAAUAUUGAUUUACUUAAAGUGCUUACAGAAUCUCCUACUGUACCCAGUCGGUUAGAUACACUUGAAGACUUGGCUUUUUCUACUAACCCCAAUGAUUUGGAUACAACUGAAAUACCUGGACUUAAUGAAGGGCCAGUAACAGAUCUUAAUAUAACAGAUGCUGAUGAUUCUGAAGAGCGUGAAAAAAAUAAACUUCGAAGUACUAGAACUAUACCUAAAGAAUUUGCUGCCAAUUGGGCAAGUACGCGAAUUACAGCAAUGCCAACUGUGAUGAUGCCAACACCUAGUCCAUCAACUAUAGCUGCGGCAGCUGCAGCAGCAGCUGCUGCUGUCAGUAAUCUAAGUGCUACACCCCAGUACCUGCCACCUGUAAAACCUCCAGCAUUAAAUAAAGAUCGGCUCAAUCAAAGAACUGUUCCAAUCAAUCCUGUAAAGGUGACAGAACCUGAUGUACCUGUGGAUCAAAGUCAGGAGCGAAGUCUGUGCAAUCCAAAUCAAGUACCAUUCGUUGAAAAGCCAAUGAAUGAGAUGAACAAUGGCCUUCCAAACCAUCAGUAUGAUCAACCACAAUUCUCAGACUUACUACCACACAAGGGUCCUGAACAAAACCCACCAAUCCCAGAAAGUAAUGUCGACAUCAGAAAUAAUAUAAAUCCACCAGUUGAUUGGAAUCAAAGAACUGAAGAACUUCCUCCACCAUCUCAACUCAGUGCAUCCUCACAAAAAGGACAACCAAACAAUUUAUAUCGUGAACCGUUCAGUGGACCUCCACAACCAUAUAGUGAUCAUGAGCAUUUCAUUGGUCCUAAACACAGCGAAGACAGAGACUACAGGGAUCAUGAGCAUGGCGAACAAUACAACGUUCCCUUCCCUCAAAAUGAUCCUUACUAUAACAGACCUCCUAAUGACUAUAAUAGUGGUCCGUCACACGGGCAUGGUAAUCGUAACUUGCUUCCUAUCGACCAAAUGCAUCCGGGAGAAAGAGGUCGACCGUUUUCUCCAGGUAUGGAAAGACGUCCAUAUGAUCGGAGGAUCGAUAGACCUCCGAUGAGACAAGCCCACGAUGAUGACAACUGGUGUAGGAGGUGGCCAGAGAAUAGAAAUACACCUGAUGGGUUCGAUUAUCCUCAAGGACCACCCAGGCGUCUUCCACGAGAACCCAUGCCACAACAUCCAGAUUUCUAUCCUGACUCUCAUCACCCAGUUCCUCCUAAUUACAUCCCUCCACAUAAACGCCCUCCUCCUCUGGGACCUGCUGGUCAACCCCCUGAUCAUAUUAGAAAAUACCCUCGUCAAGACCCUUCCCGAAGUAAGCCACCAUGGACUGGACUUAAUCGAUGGUAGUUGGAAACUGUCGAAUCCUUGUACAGUUCGGAAAACAGUUACAUUUCUACAUUUUUGAUAAAUGUUUUAUAACCAUUCACCUCGUGUGUACACCAUCAAUUGGAUUAUAGAAUAUAAUGUCGAGAUUUCGAUAGUCGUAAAGCCAAUUUUGUUAUGUAUGCUGCGAAAAUACAUUUGUAAAGUGUAAAUAAAUAUCGACUUGGUCACAAUUGGUACUAUUAUAAGUACAAAGUGUAUGAGAACAAAUCUUGUUGACUAUUUUUACAGGUUAUCAUCUUCAGUGUAAUUGAUCAAAAUAAAUGGUUUCCAGCAAUUA